GGCGACAGCUUCUCUGUGCGUCAAUGGCAUAUCUUCGGUUUCUCGACGACGACGCAUUGCCUCAUGCUUCUUGAGAAUAACCAAACGCAGUCAGAGUUUAGCUGUGUCGACGGAGCGGAUAGAGAAGGCGGCGAGGCUAGGAGAGAAUGUUGGAAGGAUUGGAAAGAAGAAGGAAUUAACGAUGAAGGAAGCAAUUGAAGUGAAACCAAAUACUUACGCGAAUCCGCAGGAGCUACCGGAGGAGGAGGAAGGCAAAAAGAGGUUAAAGGAUUACUUUGAAGACUGCAAAGAUUUGAUCAAAUCGGACGGCGGUCCGCCUCGCUGGUUCUGUCCAUUGGAAUGCACUUCUACUUCUCCAGAUUACCCUCUCCUUCUCUUCUUGCCUGGAAUUGAUGGCACUGGACUUGGACUUAUAAUGCAUCAUCAUAAGCUUGGAAAGAUCUUCGAAAUCUGGUGCUUGCAUAUUCCAGUUAAUGAUAGAACACCAUUUACAGAGCUAGUGAAGAUGGUUGAAACAACGGUAAGGUCAGAGAGCUGCAGGUCACCAAAUAGGCCAAUAUAUAUCCUUGGAGAAUCUCUUGGAGCAUGCCUUGGGUUAGCUGUUGCAGCCAGGAAUCCUAAGAUUGAUCUUUUGCUUAUUUUGGCUAACCCAGCUACAUCUUUCAGCAAGUCACAACUUCAACAUCUAAUGCCUUUACUGGAAAUCAUUCCGGAUCAGUUCCCUCUUAAUCUCCCUUACAUGCUGAGCAUAAUGAAAGGUGAUCCUUUGAAGAUGCUGAUGGAUAAUGUGUUGAAAAGAGGUUCUCUGCCACAAACUAUUGGAGGGCUAUCACAAGAUCUAUUUACCAUGUCAUCCUACCUCCAUGUUCUGACUGAUAUCUUACCAAAAGAAACACUCCAAUGGAAGCUAAGGAUGCUGAAAACUGCUUCUGCAUCCACAAAUUCAUGCCUUCAUGCUGUAAAAGCUCAAACACUGAUACUUUGCAGUGGAAAAGAUCAAUUGCUGCCUAGUCAAGAGGAAGGUAAAAGACUUCAGAAUGCUCUGCCGAAAUGUGAGAUUCGUGUGUUUGAUGAAAGCGGUCAUCUUCUCUUCCUGGAAGAUGGUGUCGAUUUGGUAAUGACCAUCAAGGGUGCUAGCUUCUAUCGUCGUGGAAAACACCUUGACUGCGGCUCAGAUUUCAUACCACCAACACCUUCUGAAUUCAAAAAAAUAUAUGAAUCACAUAAAUGGAUCCUUACAGCUACUAGCCCUGUGAUGCUCUCAACAUUGGAGAACGGAAAGGUGGUGAGAGGUCUUGCUGGAAUUCCUUCUGAGGGACCAGUCCUGUUUGUUGGUUAUCACAUGCUAAUGGCUAUCGAAGUUGUUCCAUUUGUAGCUCAACUUAUGAGUGAGAGAGACAUUCUUUUGCGAGCACUGGCACAUCCAGCAAUGUUUAUUAAAGUUAAAGACAGCAGGUUCCCUGAUCCAUCAAUGUUUGACGUAAUUAGAAUAAUGGGCGCAGUUCCUGUCUCAGCAACUAACUUAUACAGACUUUUGUCUUCAAAGUCUCAUGUCCUGUUGUACCCUGGUGGCUUGCGUGAGGCGCUUCAUAGGAAGGGUGAAGAAUACAAGUUGUUCUGGCCAGAAGAAUCUGAAUUUGUCAGAAUGGCUGCUAGAUUUGGAGCCAAAAUUGUGCCUUUUGGUGCUGUUGGAGAGGAUGAUGUUGCUGAGGUAGUUCUUGAUUAUAAUGAUCUAGUAAAGAUUCCAUGGCAAAGGACCCAAAUAGAAGAAAUGACAGAGCUGUCAAUGAAAUUGAGGCCUGAUGCAACUGGCGAGGUGGCAAACCAACAAGUGUAUACGCCAUGGAUGGUCCCAAAAUUUCCAGGCAGGUUCUACUUUUACUUUGGGAAGCCAAUAGAAACUGAAGGGAUGAAGCUGGAACCAAGGGGCAAGGAGAAAUCUCAAGAACUGUAUUUACAUGUCAAGUCUGAGGUUGAGAAAUGCAUUGCUUUCUUGCAAGACAAAAGAAAAACAGACCCUUUCAGGAAUUUAUUGCCUAGGUUGUUGUACCAGGCCAGCCUUGGCUCCACAGCCUCCUCUUCUCAAAUUCCUACCUUUGAGCUUUAAACUCUUUUUUCUGCUUUGAAAUUUCUUCUAUUAGGGUAAUAUCAGUAUUUCAUGCUUUGUAUUGUAUUUUUUUUUUUCUUUGUCCUGAACUCUAAGACA
This is a messenger RNA of Theobroma cacao (cacao), 2206 nucleotides long. Its product is annotated as phytyl ester synthase 2, chloroplastic-like. Gene Ontology annotation, cellular component: membrane. NCBI's taxonomy places the organism in Eukaryota, Viridiplantae, Streptophyta, Magnoliopsida, Malvales, Malvaceae. The record is from RefSeq and is a predicted model, not a curated record.